This is a messenger RNA of Hypoxylon trugodes, 2244 nucleotides long. RefSeq lists its product as uncharacterized. The coding region runs from base 272 to 2056 and encodes 594 amino acids. The record is from RefSeq and is a predicted model, not a curated record. The transcript is spliced from 2 exons. Lineage: Eukaryota; Fungi; Ascomycota; Sordariomycetes; Xylariales; Hypoxylaceae.
GCUUGAGUAUUGCCGUGCGAGUAUUAUUGUUUUGACUCUUGUCUUGCUGACGCCAUUCCCGCCACAUCUAGUUGAGCCUCGAGGAGCAAGUUGGGUUGAAAUGGUCUUACGACUCAAGAGACUGACACAACGUAUAGAUAUACUCGACCCUCUUUUUUUCUGUUCGCCGAUCAAUUUUCUCCAUUCUCGAUUUCUGGCAUAUAGUUAUCUCCGACUUCUUGGAAUAUUUCUAUAAGUCCUAACCCCAAAUGGUUGGUUAAUAGCAGAACUCAUGAAGGCCUUCCUAUCCACGAUCGCCAGUGUGGCAACCCUAUUAUCAGUGCGAUUGGUUGAUGGAGCUCCUCAAGCAGCAAGGUGGUCGAAUCAAACCUUAGGCCCAGAUGGACCUUGGAAUGCGGUUGCGGUAACGUUGGGUAACGGUCAGGAUGUCACGAUAUACGCCGGAAAGAUGUGGGAGUCGUACUUUCUCAGUGAAGCUUAUUGCGGAAAUACUUCAGUCGAAGGCCAGCCAUGCUAUGCGCAGCAAGUUGGCGCUAUAUAUGACGAAUCAAAAGGCACCGGGUAUAAACCCAACAUCUCUAUCCAAUCAGGGCCCUAUUUUACGUCUGAUAUGACCGGUGUUGGAAGUAAUGGGACGCGAUACGCCGAUGUUAUUCACCUGGGCACCGAUGCGAGCUCGUGGGCUACUACCGACAAAGUCGAAAAUUUCGACAUGGUCCUCAUGAAUGAUACCGAACUUCAAUAUCCCAACGGCAAUAAAUACCCAUUAUUCGCGGGUUGUCUUAGUUUCGGAGCGGCACCUAAUGUGAUGAACCAGACAUUCCAAGUUAAACCGGGGCAAGCAUCAAGUGCUAUCAACGCUAGCUUGUUAGCCGGAACACUGUAUACACAGAACUCUAUCGACUCUCAGACUUUCGGGAUGCACAUUGGAUCUGCUGCCCCUGAGAAGAUUCCAGGGUCACUCUGGUUUGGGGGGUACGAUCGAAACCGAGCCGUAAACGAAAUGCUAGCUAUUCCUAUAGCUGACCCCUAUCUCGUAUUCUCAGGGGCUCCUCUUCAAGACAUCUCCAUAGACGUCGUCAAGGGAGGUUCGCCCUUCCCCUGGAAUUCCAAGGGGGGACUACUUGCGUCAGGGAACUCUUCGAUAGGUAAUCGGAUCAACCUCGAUAUCAACCCAUGCUCUCCCUACCUCAACCUUCCGAAAAGUACAUGCGAUGCCAUCGCCGCCGAGAUUCCAGUUAAUUACGAUGAAGGCCUAGGUAUAUAUCUUUGGAACACGACAUCCCCAGACUAUUCUCGUAUUGUCCGAUCGCCCUCCAUCCUUUCUUUUACGUUCGCGGACACGAAUGACAAUUCACGAAGUGUUAAUAUUUCGGUGCCUUUCAUGCAUCUUAACCUAACACUCGACCAGCCGCUCGUCGAUAAGCCAACCCCUUACUUCCCAUGCAACGCAGCAUCAAACGGAUACUACGCUUUAGGGCGUGCUUUUCUACAAGAUGCAUUUUUCGGGGCGAACCUCAAAACGGCAAUCUAUUUUAUGUCGCAAGCUCCUGGACCAAAUCUCAAUGGUCAAAGCGUAACGAUUAUGGACGAUGAGUGUCGCACGCUUCAGACAAGUGCUAACGAUUGGGCUACGUCCUGGGAUGGGCAUUGGACGCCUCUACCAGAACCCGACAGCCCAACUUCAAGUGGUGGUACAAGCACCGCCACCAUUGCGGGCGCAUCCGUAGGAGGAGUAGUUGGGUUUUCGCUACUCGCUUUUGCAAGCUUCCUCAUACUCAGGUAUCGGAAAUACGGCAAAGGCAUUUCAUUGUGUGGUAUUCCCUUGGUCAAUGACAAACCAGCUGCUUACUACGGCGCGAAUACGACGGAGUCACCAAAUACUAAAUCACCAAUCGAGUAUUGGCAACAGCAACAACAGCCCGCAAUGGAACUACCGACGAACCACGGCAAUGCGUGGCAGCUACCAGCCACGGAUCGGGCUGUAGAAAUGGAAACGCCUCGCAUCGUAUAUGAGAUGCCUGACAACUACUCGGGUAAUAAUUAUCGCCCCUAGACUAAUGGUUAGUAUGGUACAUUGUGAUGGAAUACAUGAUUUUUUUGUGAUACCAGAAAAGGGGUUUUUUAAUAGCACAUAUACUAUUCCAUAGAAAAUUUGCAUUGGGGUUUACGCGUCAUGAAGUCAUGUACAUGAGUAGGAUAGCCACGUGCCGACCAAGAUAGAAGCUGGAGAGGAUAUCAAUC